AUGUCUAACAACUUGGAAGUGCGGCUUCACCCAAAUGGACACCCGUUCAUCUACAUUCCACAACUUCCUCCAGGACAACAAUCCAUUCCCCCAAUGCCACCUGUUCCACAGCUACCACAAGCGUCCCCUCUUACUCAACUCGCACCAAUUCCACAACAACAAGUCCCCUUGCCACCAAACCCGUUCGACCAAAUUCUCAACUCAACACUCUUCCCAUUUCCACCACCUCUUCCAGUUGGCAUGGGAACUGCUAGUUCAGUCAUGGAUGUUCUCAACGGACAAUUCCCGUUCUUCCCACCACUUUUCAACCCGUUCCUUCAAAUUAGUCCCCCUUUUUUGACUUUCCCGACAUGCCCGCCAACACCUGUUCCACUAAUGUCACUCCGUAUUCCAACGCCACCAAAGUUACGUGCACAUCCAUAUCUCAAGCCAAAAGAACGAGAAGACACGAACAUUAGAAGACCAAGACAAAGAAAUAACAGCCAUCGCGCAAACUAUAGAACCGACAAAACCAAUGUGCAAGUCGUCGAAGGGAGUCUUUCGUGGUUUUUUGAAGAAACGUUCUACUCUUUCCGCGAUUGGUGUAAGCCAUACGUCAGCACAACUACUCAUCAUGAUGAGAAAUACAAAGAUGCAUAG
This is a messenger RNA of Caenorhabditis remanei, 639 nucleotides long. RefSeq lists its product as uncharacterized. The record is from RefSeq and is a predicted model, not a curated record. Bases 1 to 639 code for a protein of 212 amino acids. Lineage: Eukaryota; Metazoa; Nematoda; Chromadorea; Rhabditida; Rhabditidae. The transcript is spliced from 3 exons.